UACAAUCCAAUCAACAUGAAAGUGUUCGUAGUUCUCGCUCUGUGUGCUAUUGCAUCGGCUUCUGCUGGCGUUUUGCCAAAGACGACUCCCAUCCAUCCCAAGGAUAGGCCCGCUAAUGUUGGCUCCAUUGAAGGACGCAUUACCAAUGGCCAGUCCGCCGACGAUGGUCAAUUCCCCUACCAGGUCGCUUUAAGCUUCUUCACCACCAGCGGUUCUGGCUGGUUCUGCGGCGGUUCUGUCUUAUCGGAAACAUGGGUUCUCACUGCUGCUCACUGCACUAGUGGUGCUAGUGGUGUUACCAUUUCCUAUGGUGCCACCAUUCGUGCCCAACCCAAAUUGACCCAGACUGUGACCAGCGAUAACUUUGAACAGCAUGAAAGCUACAACUCUCUGCUCCUGCGCAACGACAUCUCUUUGAUCAAGACGCCCGCAAUCGCCUAUACUACACACAUCAACAAGAUUGCCCUGCCUGCUGUGUCCAACACCUACUCCAACUAUGCUGGCAAGAGCGCUAUUGCUUCUGGUUAUGGUUUGGAGUCGGACAGUUCCAGCUCGGUUGCCUCCAAAUUGAACUGGGUUACCCUUCAAAUCGUUACUAAGGAUACUUGCGUCAGUGCCUAUGGCAGUCUGGUUGCCACCGACAACAUUGUUUGUGUUCAAACCACCAACUCCCAAUCUACCUGCAGCGGUGACUCUGGUGGCCCAUUGGUCCUGAGCGACGAACCUAUCAUUGUUGGUCUCACCUCAUUCGGCUCUUCGGCUGGUUGCGAAAAGAACUACCCAGUUGGUUUCACUCGCGUCACCAGCUACUUGGAUUGGAUCGUAGCCAAAACUGGUAUUAAAGCCAAUCUGGUUAACAUGCAGCUCUUUUUCCGUGGCUUAGAACAAAUUGAAGUUCUGGAGGUGUCUCAGGAUGCUACCAUUGCUGAUGUUAAGAAUCACUUGGCCCAAGUGCAUGGCUUCAAUACCGAGGAGAUCAUCCUGAACUGCGAGGGAAUGACUCUGGUCAACGAAUACCCCGUGACUGGACUUAACUCCUUCGAGUUGGACAUUACCAUUCCCAUGUUGGGUGGUAAGGUGCACGGUUCUCUGGCUCGUGCCGGUAAAGUUAAGGGCCAAACACCCAAGGUGGAGAAGCAGGAGAAGAAAAAGAAGAAGACCGGCCGCGCCAAGCGCAGGAUCCAAUACAACCGUCGCUUCGUCAACAUUGUCCAAGGCUUUGCCUCAGUGGCUGCCGACGAGAAGCGUGUCUUCUGGAAGGAUGUCCCCGUGGGCAAAUCCGUACAGGGACGCAUCACCAUGGGCUAUCCAGCCUAUGAGGGCAAAGUUCCUUACAUUGUUGGCCUGAUGUUCAGCAAGGAGAAUGGUGGCACCUGGUGCGGUGGUUCCAUCAUUGGCAACACCUGGGUGAUGACUGCCAAGCAUUGUACCGACUCCAUGGAGGCUGUGACCAUCUACUACGGUGCUGUGCAUCGUCUGCAGGCUCAAUACACCCACUGGGUUAGCCGCAAUGACUUCAUUGAGCAUGGAAGUGGCGAUAUUUCUUUGAUCCGUACUCCCCAUGUGGACUUCUGGUCGCUGGUUGAUCGCGUCGAAUUGCCUAGCUUCAAUGAUCGCUACAACAACUAUCAGGGUUGGUGGGCUCUGGUCUCUGGCUGGGGUAAGACUUCUGAUGAGGGCGGCGUUUCUGAAUAUCUGAACUGUGUGGAUGUGCAAAUUGGUCCCAACUCCGAUUGUGCCUCAUACUAUGGCUCCUUCUCGGAUGAUUUGAUCUGUAUCCCAACGCCCGAGAACAAGGGCACCUGCAGCGGUGAUUCUGGCGGCCCAUUGGUUAUCCACGACGGAAACCGUCAAGUGGGUAUUGUCUCCUUUGGCUCCUCGGCUGGCUGUCUGUCCAACGGCCCUAAGGUAUUCUUUGUGAUCAAAAUGAAGGGGUUUACACUCAUAUUGAUAGCAGCGAUUGCCUGCACCGCUGCGGCUUUUGAAAAGCCCGUGGUGGUCAAGGAUAUGCCAGCGGGCAAGGAUAUUCAGGGUCGCAUUACCAACGGAUAUCCUGCCUAUGAGGGCAAAGUACCCUAUAUCGUUGGCCUUGGCUUCCAGAGUAGUUCUGGUGGCUGGUGGUGCGGCGGUUCAAUCAUUGGCAACACUUGGGUCUUGACUGCCGCCCAUUGCACAAAUGGUGCUGAGUCGGUUACCAUCUACUACGGUGCCACAUGGCGUCUGCAGCCCCAGUAUACCCAUUGGGUGUCCUCGAACGAUUUCGUCCAGCAUCAUGAGUACAAUACAGAUACACUCCACAACGAUAUUUCUCUGAUUCGUACACCACAUGUGGACUUCUGGUCGCUGGUCAACAAGGUGGAACUGCCCAGUUAUGAUGAUCGCUACAAUAACUACUAUGGCUGGUGGGCUCUACUCUCUGGCUGGGGCAAGACCUCCAAUGAUGGCGGUGUCACCGAAUACCUCAACUGUGUGGACAUUCAGAUUGCCGACAAUUCGAUUUGUGAGGAACAUUUCGGUACCACAUUCAUGACCCCGAAUCAUGUGUGCAUUGCCACUCCUGAGAACAAGGGCUCCUGCAGCGGUGACUCUGGUGGUCCAUUGGUCCUCCACGACGGCAACCGUCAAGUGGCUAUUGUCUCCUACGGCUCAGCCUUGGGCUGUGAGGCAAAUGCACCCAAGGGAAUGACUCGCGUCACCAGCUUCUUGGAUUGGAUUCGUGACAACACGGGCAUUUCAUACUAAAUAAAUUUCAUUCACUAUUUAAAUUGCUGCAAAACAAAUGUUGUUGUUGAUUUA
Messenger RNA from Drosophila willistoni, 2796 nucleotides. RefSeq lists its product as uncharacterized. Gene Ontology annotation, cellular component: ribosome. The transcript is spliced from 5 exons. Bases 16 to 2742 code for a protein of 908 amino acids. The record is from RefSeq and is a predicted model, not a curated record. NCBI's taxonomy places the organism in Eukaryota, Metazoa, Arthropoda, Insecta, Diptera, Drosophilidae. Gene Ontology annotation, molecular function: structural constituent of ribosome; serine-type endopeptidase activity. Gene Ontology annotation, biological process: translation; proteolysis.